AUGGAGGCAAGAACAAAACCUAUCAGUCUUACCGAUGAUGUCUCGGUACGCGUCUUGCCCUUUCUCCACCAGGCGAUGAAGAACUACGGAAAGCUUUCUUACUCGUGGGCGGGUACUACACCGAGGCUUAUGAUCAUGAAUCCUGAGCACGUAAAGGAAAUUUUCAACAGAGUUUACGAUUUUCCGAAACCAGAGGUGAAUCCUUUAGUGAAAUUGUCUACCGGUGUUGCGAGAUAUAACGGGGAGAAAUGGGCGAAACAUCGGAGGAUCAUCAACCCUGCAUUUUACGUCGAGAAACUCAAGAACAUGGUACCAGCCUUCUAUCAGAGCUGUUCCGAGAUGAUAAACGGGGUGGAGGAGUUGGUAUCGGAGGACGGAUCUCCGCAUGAGGUAGACGUUUGGCCAUGGCUUCAAAAUCUGGCAUCUGAUGUAAUAUCUCGGACCGCCUUCAGCAGCAGUUAUAAUGAAGGAAGAGCUGUUUUCGAGCUUCUAAAGGAACAAGCUAAGCUAUCUCAGCUGAUCUUGCAGACGCUUUAUAUACCGGGAUUAAGGUAG
Molecule: messenger RNA, 555 nt
Organism: Tarenaya hassleriana
Lineage: Eukaryota; Viridiplantae; Streptophyta; Magnoliopsida; Brassicales; Cleomaceae
Product: cytochrome P450 72A15-like
Exons: 3
Coding region: 1-555 (184 amino acids)
Molecular function (GO): iron ion binding; heme binding; monooxygenase activity
Source: RefSeq, a predicted model, not a curated record